AUGCUUUCUUCGCAACUCACCUCGGUCUCGCAGACCACGGCAUCUCCUCUGAUCUUAUAUGGAUCGAUUUCCGCUUCUGCCAAGAUACUUCGGUCUGCCGGAUCAACCUCGAACAAUAUCAGGCACAAUCAACAAACUCGAGAAUUUCGAUUGGGUAGUUAUUGGUCUUCAUAUCUUGACCCGGGGUUUGAAAAAGAACUCAAACGCCGUCAUCGAAUUCUGAAAUAUAAAUACCUUGAGGCUUUAGAUCGCAAGUUUGCCUGGGACCAUAAACCUUCGAGCUUUGUGAAGAACUUUGGGAAGAGUUUUGGGUGCAGCGCAUGGAAAGCACAUGAUACAAGACCUGGAGGACGAUGGGUUAAUAUGGAUCGAAUUGUCAAGAGUCGUGACGAAGCAGAGCCAAUUACUAGGGACACUAAGCAUGAUGAAAGAGUUCCAGGCUACAAACACGCCAUGCAUAACUUCAUGCGCAGUAAAACAAUUUACUUUUCUCCUGCUCGCUCCAAGUACACCUUCAAAGCGGAUGUAGAGAACAGAGAUGGUGGUGAGUCGAUCCGCCUAUCACAAGCUGACGAUGCAUAUUGGAUAAAUCUGAGGUCGAAAAACGAGUCGGACAAGGAGGCGAAUAAAGACUACGAGAUAGACCCAAUCACGAAUCGAAAGGUGUUCAAGGAAGAAAAGCCUGUAAAUAUCCCAGUAAAGACAUACAAAGGAUAUCGUCACCGAUUCCAGAACUUAGUACCCCCGGAUGUCAGUGGUAGUCAAGCUGAUAUCGACAACUACAACCAGCCAUUCAUGUACAAUGAGCCUGAUGGAAAGCUUCCUGAAAAGCCCGAUCCGAUACAGGAAGGGUUGAAUGACUAUGAUUCUGUUUCUGAAGGAUACAAACCAUUUCUUUUCCGAGAGCCAGAUGGCAAACUACCCGAGCAGCCUGACUCUGUACGAGAAUCUCUGAAGGAUUAUGAUGGCGAAGGAUACAAACCAUUCUUUCACAAUGAACCAGACGGACAGCCACCACAAAAAUCCGAUCCAAUACAAGAAGGACUUAGAGACUACGAUGAUUGUGCAUCCUAUAAUGCGUUUCGAUACAGAGAACCCGAUGGAAAGCUGCCCGAGAAACCAGACCCCGUACAAGAGUCAUUGAAGGAUUACGAUGAAACCACGACUUACGGAUUUUUCCGUCACAAUGAGCCAGAUGGAAAAUUGCCUGAAAAGCCAGAUACAGUUCAAGAGUCGUUGAAGGAAUAUGAUACAACUACUUCUUAUGGAUCCUUCCGGUAUAACGAACCUGAUGGCAAGCUUCCCGAAAGGCCAGAUUCAGUCCGAGAAAGUCUGAAGGAUUAUGAUAGCCAUACCUCAUAUGGGUCCUUUCGCUACAAUGAGCCAGAUGGAAAAUUUCCCGAGAGUCCCGAUCCGACACGCGAAGCAUUAAAGGAGUAUGAUCAAAAGCAAGCCAGGAUGUCCCAGGAUUCUGGCUCCGACUCCACGGUGCAUGAAAUAAAGCCAUCCGGAAAAGACACGAAUGUUAAAAAUUCGCAAUUUCAAUCAAUUUCGCAUAAAUACCCUGACCCGGAUACCAGAGAAGAUCUUGACCUACUUCGUGCAAGUGACAUUCGCGCUGCUUCGGGAAUUAUCAAGAACCACAAGAAGGAAACUCUUGAAGAAAAGUCCGCGAAGAGAAAGCAAUUGGAGAAAGCGUUUGAGGAAGCGCAUCAAAACGUGGUUGAGUUUGCCAAGGAGAUCGCUGCUGAGCAAAAUAGGCAGGCUAAAACCAAGACCCUUGAAAGUUCAGGCCCUUCAGCUUGCAAAAUAGGGAAAGAUUCUGGUUCCAUUGACCAAAGGGACACAAAAGCUGAUGCAGGACAAUCCGAGAAACAGAAAGUAACAGGAAAUUUUGUUCGGGACUUUCCAGAAGAGUUCCAGAAAUCUUGGACACAACAAGAAAACGGCACAGGAGAACUGACGCCAAAAUCGUCCAAAGAUGCUUGGGGUUAUGACAAGGCGCCUAAAGGACUAGAGCUAUCUUAUUCGGCAGAAGUUGAACAAACUGUCCCAAAGAAUGAAAAGGAAUACAUUGAUGGUCUUGGCUCGAAAGAAGCCUUUUCUCGAAACCCAAACACACCGAGGCUUCAAACAUCCUUAGAUCGAUCUGCAGCAAAAUCAACAUCUCCUCGGGCGGAUUUAACCAAAGCAAAAGCAGAAGUUGAUCCGUAUUCAAAAGUACCUCAAGGCUUGGAGACCUCAUAUGAAGAGGAAUGCGCGAACCAAGGUGAAGGAAACUCAUCUGUAUAUGUUUCAUCGUAUGGAAAGACCGGAAAACAGUCCGGUAAGGACAAAGAGCUAGUUCGUGAGAUCCGAGAUAUCUAUGAAGACGCAUAUGGCAAGAUUGACUCCAAACAUCGCCAGGUACUAGCAAAUGAUGUUAAAGCUAGAAACGUCCCCAAAGAAAACUCCCUGGCCGACCUUGAACCAACUACUUACAAGGUUCUGGCUUAUGACUCGACAAUGCAAUCCAUCAAAAUCGCUGAAACAACAUCAAUCGUGACUGAUACUGCAUCAGCUUUGACUCCUGCUGACGUUCUUCUUCGGUUGUCCAAUCCGGCCAAAUUCUUUCCACACUUCCAGCCAUUACAGGCAGAAGGAUACGAGAUUGUUUCUGGAGGUGGUGACGUUCUUGUUUUCCGAAAAAUUCGACCAGCAAGACGCCUACCAUCGCAAGCCGAUCUAAAGAAUAACACAACCAAUCCGAUAGAUGGUAUGCAAGUAGCAACUGGUAGAUUUGCCAGCCCUACAGGCUUUGUUAACCACGAUUUACCGGUAUCCGCGGAACCAGCAUUUAAAUCGAAUAUUGACGUUCGACGCGAAGAACAUGUCUUCAGUCGGAAAUCCUCCUGGGAAGAUAAGUCCGAAACCGAGCGCAAGAAACCCGGCAAGACCAAGAGAGUGUUGCUAGGUGGAGCAAUCGUCGGCGGUGGCUGCUACGCGAUUGGCGUAGUAACAGAAUUUUUCAAAACUGGGGGUGCAGAUGGGAAGGGACCGCAGGGGUUUUGA
Messenger RNA from Sclerotinia sclerotiorum 1980 UF-70, 3051 nucleotides. RefSeq lists its product as hypothetical. The transcript has a single exon. The record is from RefSeq and is a predicted model, not a curated record. Lineage: Eukaryota; Fungi; Ascomycota; Leotiomycetes; Helotiales; Sclerotiniaceae. The coding region runs from base 1 to 3051 and encodes 1016 amino acids.